Physella acuta is the source of this 4721-nucleotide messenger RNA. Its product is annotated as CSC1-like protein 2. The record is from RefSeq and is a predicted model, not a curated record. Lineage: Eukaryota; Metazoa; Mollusca; Gastropoda; Physidae. Gene Ontology annotation, cellular component: plasma membrane. Gene Ontology annotation, molecular function: calcium-activated cation channel activity.
GAUUGGGGUUUGUGUGGGGUAAAAAUACUCGUGAUCUCAGCGUUAUGGAUUGAUUAGCCUUCUGGACAAGACAUACGAAUGUGCAGACGUCAGGAUUAUUGUGGGUAUUUAUGGGCGAGCCUGACCUGCCUCGUGAAAACGAUGUAAACCACUCAUUGAUGAUGUAGAUAGGUCAACAGAGUAAUUAGCUUUAAAAAUGGACUCGUUAGUUCAUGAGAGCAGCACCAGCUCUCCAUUCAAUGAAACACCAAACUGCCAGGAGGUGGCUCGCUACGGGAAUAAAACUCACAUUUUCCUGUAUGACAAGUAUAAUGGCAUACCAGAUAACCUGAUUAUCAAUGUUGUUGUAUUUGUGUGCCUUUUGUUCUUAUUUACAAUACUGAGGAAGAUUGCCUGGGAUUAUGGACGUUUGGCUUUGGUGAACAGGACAGAGGAAAAUGAUGGGAUGCCCUUGGUAUUUCGAAAGCCAAAGGUUCAGGGGAUUAAUGGCAACAAAUCCAGCUAUAAUGUAUGGACAUCAUUAUUUUUUGGUGACCGAGACCGGAGGUCAAUGCAUGGCUCUCAGGAAUCCCUGGACACAGCAGUGACCUCACAAGACAAGGGUGUAUUCCGUUGGAUAAUUGCAUUUUGGAGACUGAGAGACGUGGACAUCCUGAACAAGUGUGGUAAAGAUGCCAUCCAGUACUUGUCUUUUCAGCGCUACCUGCUGGUCUAUAUCACCAUAGUUACAGUUUUGUCUGUGGGAGUUAUCCUCCCAAUCAACUUUCAGGGAUCACUGUUGGGAACAGCUGCUGAUUUUGGACACACAACAAUUGGUAAUUUAGAAUCAAAUGAUCCAAUCCUGUGGGUCCACGCUGUCAUGGCUGUUGUUUAUCUUGUCAUCGUCAUCGCUGUCCUCAGUCACUUCCGUCUGAACCUGGAUGUUGAGGAGGACGAGCAGGUGAGCAGGACACUGAUGAUAUCCAACUUGCCCAAACACAAGUGUUUUCACAGCGUCAUGUUGCAACACUUUCAAGAAGCCUACCCAGAGUCUACAGUGACUGACAUCCAGUUUGCUUAUGACAUCGCUGGCCUGGUUUUACUGGACAAACACAGACGCAGUGCUGCUGAGGCCCGGCUGUUUUGUGAAAUGGACUAUAAAAAGACUGGCCAGCGUCCAGUGAUGAGACCAGUGGUCUGUGGCCAGAUCUGCUGCUGUUGUGCUCAGGUGGAUGCCAUGAACUUUUACCAAGAUGAAGAAGCUGAGCUGAAGAAGGCUUGUGAGGAAGAGAAGGUCACAGCGUACCAGACCCCACUGGGAAUUUCUUUCAUCACUUUAGCCUCUGAAUCUCAGGCCCAGAGGAUCAGAACAGAUUUCCGUGCCAGCUGUAAGGGAACCCACAACCCCCAGAUGUCUAGCUUGUACCAGGAGCUCCAGGUGCAGAACUGGAUCAUGCAUUUUGCUCCAUCACCUGAGAACAUUUACUGGGAGAAUUUGUCAGUACCAGACUGGCGCUGGUGGACAGUGGCUAUCUGCACAAAUGGUUUCCUGGUGGUACUCCUGUUUUUCCUGACCACACCCAUCAUGUUCCUGCACACCCUGGACAUGCUGAACAUUGACAUAACAAAACCUGUGGAAAACUUACAUAGUGCUUACCUGGUCCAGUUUUUACCUACACUUCUGCUGUGGCUUUUCUCAGCUCUGCUGCCAAACAUAGUCUACUGGUCAGACCAGAUCAUUGGACAUUGGACCAGGACUGCUGAGCACCAUGCCAUUAUGAGGAAAACAUUUAUAUUUCUUCUCUUCAUGAUUCUUAUUCUACCGUCUCUUGGACUAACCAGCGCUAAAGCACUUUUUGAGUGGAUCGUAAUAGGCCGUGAACGUAAACUCCAGUGGCAGUGUAUCUUUUUACCUGGCAAUGGAUCUUUCUUUGUGAAUUACAUCAUCACAUCGGCAUUUAUUGGAACAUCCCUAGAGCUACUGCGCUUCUCUGAACUCUUUGUGUAUGGGGUGAAACUGUUGUUUGCAAGGUCCCAGGCAGAGCGUGCUGCUGUAAGAAAGUCAGCCCUGUGGGACUUCCAGUACGGUAUCCAGUAUGCUUGGAUGCUAUGUAUGCUAGCUAUCAUUGUCAGCUACAGCAUUCCUUGCCCAUUGGUCACUCCAUUUGGUUUGAUCUACCUGUUGUUCAAGCAUGUGGUAGACCGCUAUAACAUUUUCUUUGCCUACAACUCCUCACGUAUUGACAAGCACAUCCACGGCUCCGCUGUGACAUUUGUCUUGUGGGCCGUCAUACUUCUCCAAGUCAAUGUUGUCUUCUUCACUGGCCUGAGAGCAGAAGGAUUUGAUCCAGUGUUCAUCUUCUCUGCUGUUGCUUUGUUCAUCACGUUGAUUAUAUUUGUUGGCCGUGUCAGUUUUGGUUGGUUCAAAUAUCUGAGACCAGCUAGAUACAGGAAUUUUGAAGAGAGUGAGCCAGAUACAACUACACCUGACGACUCUUCUGACACAAGCAUUUCAAAACCAUUUGUCGCUGGAGUGCUGACUCAGGAUUUAUCUAUUGACCACGAGUCCAACAGUCGCGGUGGUGGCUAUGGUGCUAUUGAAAACACUGGUGCUGAUGACUUCUCCACUGUUCUAUCUUCUACCAGACCCACACUUUCCUAAGCUGUUCUAUCUUCUACCCACACUUUCCUAAGCUGUUCUAUCUUCUACCCACACUUUCCUAAGCUGUUCUAUCUUCUACCAGACCCACACUUUCCUAAGCUAUUCUAUCUUCUACACACACUUUCCUAAGCUAUCUUCUACCAGACCCACACUUUCCUAAGCUGUUCUAUCUUCUACCCACACUUUCCUAAGCUGUUCUAUCUUCUACCAGACCCACACUUUCCUAAGCUAUCUUCUACCAGACCCACACUUUCCUAAGCUGUUCUAUCUUCUACCCACACUUUCCUAAGCUGUUCUAUCUUCUACCAAGUCUCUACUUCCUAAAUCUCUUUAUUUUAAUAACUCCCACGUUCAGCCGUUGUUAAAAUAUUUUUGUCAUUGCCUUUUCAUUUCGCCUGCACUGUAUUUAUUCGUUAUCAAAACAUUUUUAUCUCAACUUUUUCUUUCACUAUUUUUAAAAAAAAUUGGUAUUAUUUUUUUUCUCCAAUGUGAUAUUAUAAUUACUGCUAAAAAUUAAAAUUUUUGUUACAAACUUCCUUCUCUAGUCAGCUGUGGUAAAGUGGAUCUUUUAUUUCGUCAAACUUAUCACUCCAGUGAUACUUUUUAUUUUUUAACUAUCCUUGUUCAAAUAAAACAAAGGAAUAUUGAUGAUCUAAAGUAAAGUUAUUAUUAUAACUUAAUCUUAACUUAUGAAUCAAAUCAGAAACAUUUUUGUUAAAGAUUUUCAUUGUCCUUGUGAAAAAAAAAUGAUUGUCUAUAGUAGCAAGAGUAUAAAAACCAUUAUUUUUUGCCUAUUGAUGAGGAAUGUGGGAGGAAUUAUAUAAUUCAUACUUAACUAGUACAUUAAAUAAUGGUUGUUUUUUUUUCUUUAUUUUUUGUGUGUGUAAUUAAACAAUAUGUUAAUCUGGAAUGAGCCUAUUACUUACUGUGUACAGAUUGACAUACCUAUGUUGAUGCUUUCUCAAGCCUUCAUUUGAUGGGUGAUUUGUUGUCUAUACUUUAUGUUGAGAUUCAAACUUUAUAAAGUAUUUUCCUAGGAAUUUAUCUCUGAAUUUUCUAAUGUUUGAUGGCAGUAUACGCAAGACAGUUUUAGACUUGGCUUGAUGAAGUGUAGGAUUUAGUUUUGGUUCACUUCUGCUAGGUUUGAAAAGACAACAGUAGACUUGUUGGUGUUGUGGUGUAGUGUAGGUUUUACUUCUGGUUACCUUCUGCUAGAUUUGAACUGGUUUAAGAACAGAACCACAGCAGGAAUAUUUUAGCAGUUUAUUCAUGACAAUAGAACCCAAUUAUUUUAAGCUUAACAAAUAAUUACUGUAAAAAUUAUUUUUUCCAUCUUCUCACAUUGUCAGUGGCAAACAUUUUUUAAAGCGAUUACAGCUUGAAUUAUACAUAGCAAACAUUGUUUUGUUUGGCUUAAGUUAAAUAUUGUGACAGUGAUGUAACAUGGCUUGUCUCCCUUUGUGCAGGACACUGGUGUUGUUGAAACAAAAAAUGACCCCAGGUUUUCUGAAAAAAUUCCAAAUACAUGUCCGACGUAUUACAUUUUUUACUGAACAGUUGACUUGUACUUGUAGUAAACAUUUGUUUGAUAUUUUAUUAAUGGUGAAUUAGAAUCUUAAUUUGCAUAAUUUAAUUUAUAUCGACUGAUUUACUUAGUGUUUGUUAAAUGUUUUUAAGUAAUACAUGUUGGCUGUCCAGGGGUGUCUACAGUGAAAAUAAUAGAUCAACUCUAGAUCCAGAUUAGUAGCUGGUCACAGCUAACUGACUAGAUCUAGACUCUAGAUCUAGCUGGAGCUUUUCAAAGUCUAGUUGUUACUAGUUGGUGCUUCUGUGUCCUGUUUUUACACUGCCCCAAUUAGUUAUUUUUUCUACAGUGCUUAUUUAUAUACUGUGUAGCUUACAUGUUACUGCCUAAUUUUUUGUUAAAACAAGAAUCAUACUAGAAAGAUAGAUCUAGUUAAAUCUAUUAUAAUUAUAUUCGUUGAUUUGAUCAAAAUGACAUUUUUGUUGUAUUUGUAUUUAAGAGUAAUGUCCCUUUGGCUGUUGUUGGUGAUGUACUAAAUAAAGUGAUUACUUAAUA